Molecule: messenger RNA, 1963 nt
Organism: Impatiens glandulifera
Lineage: Eukaryota; Viridiplantae; Streptophyta; Magnoliopsida; Ericales; Balsaminaceae
Product: solanesyl diphosphate synthase 3, chloroplastic/mitochondrial-like
Exons: 12
Coding region: 373-1635 (420 amino acids)
Biological process (GO): isoprenoid biosynthetic process; ubiquinone biosynthetic process
Cellular component (GO): transferase complex
Molecular function (GO): prenyltransferase activity
Source: RefSeq, a predicted model, not a curated record
CUAAAAUUUUAUAAUCAGCAAACCAGAAAUGAGCCACGUAGCAUGUCAGCCAACGGCGAAUGCUUUACGAGAUCGAUCGGUCGCCGGCCCAUAGUCUUCUAUUCAAUUCAACCAUAACUUUGGAAGCUCUCUCCUUUCUCAACUUUUAACAUCCUCCGCUUCCUUCUUCCUAAAUGAGUCUGAUUUCAACUGCUAAUUGAGUCUCUCAUCUUCGUGACCUUCAGUUCUCUGGUUCGUUAUCAGCUUUCAGAUUUUGUCUGGGUUUUGUGAUUGGUCUACUUUGUUAUUCGUACUAAUUGUCUGCAGCUAUUCUUUCGUUGUUUUAACAUUACAGAGGAUCCAACGAAUCAUCUUAAGCUCAUCUAUUAAGAGAUGUUACUUAGGGGAUUAGCUCGGAUUUCAAGAACAAGAUUGAAUCAGUGUCGAUGGACCAACUCAUGCGGAGCCAAGCAAGACCAGCUAUUGAUUUCUUGCAAUCACUACUCGUCCUCUAAGAACUCUGCUUUGAAGGAUAUGGGUCAUACAGAAAUGUACUCCUCGCGCUUGAGUGCUUUCUAUGGCUUUGGACGCCGAAUUCAUCAUUUGAGCAGUUCUAUAGAGGAGGAGCAAUUAGAUCCUUUUUCGCUUGUUGAGAAUGAACUGUCUAUCCUUGCAGAUAGGUUGCGAUCUAUGGUAGUUGCUGAGGUUCCAAAACUUGCUUCGGCCGCUGAAUAUUUCUUCAAGAUGGGUGUGGAAGGAAAGAGGUUUAGACCUACGGUUCUGUUGUUGAUGGCAACAGCUUUGAACAUCCAUAUACCUCAACAAACUUCUGAUGUAAUUGGUGAUGCUACAUCAACUGAACUACGUGGGAGACAACAACGUAUUGCUGAGAUCACGGAAAUGAUUCAUGUGGCAAGUCUUUUGCAUGAUGAUGUAUUGGAUGACGCUGAGACAAGACGUGGUAUUGGAUCCUUAAACAUUGUAAUGGGGAACAAGUUAUCUGUAUUGGCUGGAGAUUUCUUGCUGUCAAGAGCAUGUGUGGCACUUGCUUCUUUGAAAAACACUGAGGUUGUCUCUUUACUAGCGACAGUUGUGGAGCAUUUGGUCACCGGUGAGACCAUGCAAAUGACAACCACAUCUGAGCAACGUUGUAGCAUGGAGUAUUAUCUGCAAAAAACAUACUAUAAGACUGCAUCACUUAUUUCAAACAGCUGCAAGGCAGUUGCCCUUCUUGCUGGACAAACUGCAGAAGUUUCCACUUUGGCUUUUGAGUAUGGUAAAAAUCUGGGAUUGGCGUUUCAGUUGAUCGAUGACGUUCUUGAUUUCACAGGAACAUCAACUUCCCUUGGAAAAGGAUCUUUGACAGACAUUCAUCACGGAAUUGUGACAGCUCCAGUACUAUUUGCUAUAGAAGAGUUUCCCCAGCUGCGUGAAGUUGUUGACAGGGGACUCGAAAAUCCUGCUGAUAUUCAACUUGCUCUUGAAUACCUUGGAAAGAGUAAAGGAAUUCAGAGAACAAGAGAAUUAGCGAAGAAGCAUGCAGAUCUUGCUUCUUCUGCAAUAGAUUCCCUUCCAGAGAGCGAUGAUGAAGAUGUGUUGAGAUCGAGGCGGGCACUCAUAGAUCUUACUCACAGAGUCAUUACCAGAACCAAGUGAGUGGAUAUUAUAUUACUCACAUUGGUUAUCUCCACUAGUCGUGUUUUCCUUAUUCCUUAUUGCUAGCUACUACAAAUCACUCUAUUUCUUUUUUGACUGGAAAAUCGUUUCGUGGUUAAAAGGGGGGAAUGUUCCUUUUGAUCUCUUUCCGUCCAAUUGAUUCUUAAGUUAUAUACUUACCCAUUUUAGUUUACAAUAUAAACUAGACCCACAAUUGUAUAAUUGUAAAGUGGUAUUCUUUUUCUAGGGUUUUAUUCAACUGCUAAUAAUUGGAUCAAGUUUGAUCCUGCUUUUGCUCAGGGUGAUUAUUGUAAUUUUUUAAGUUUUA